Messenger RNA from Aspergillus ibericus CBS 121593, 567 nucleotides. RefSeq lists its product as uncharacterized. The transcript has a single exon. Bases 85 to 387 code for a protein of 100 amino acids. Lineage: Eukaryota; Fungi; Ascomycota; Eurotiomycetes; Eurotiales; Aspergillaceae. The record is from RefSeq and is a predicted model, not a curated record.
ACACAUCUACCUAAAGCAGGUCACACAUCACCUGCGGGCAGGUAACCGUACCUGAGAUUGAACUACUAACGAUGACAACGACGGAUGAUUCUCUGCUUCGUACUACUACCCCCCAUUCUGUUUCCCCAUGUUCUUUUUUAUACAGCCACAAUUUUGUUCCAGCAUGGCUUGGUGUUGGAUGUUCAUAUUUUGAGAUCUGGAGGGGUCUGUUUACUGAGAUUGGAUCACGUAUGGUUUGGUGGUGAGAUUGGUAGACUGGAUGUGGAGAUAUGUGAUAUGAAAUUACUUUCAUAUUGGAUAGAACCUUUCUCCCCUUGUUGUAAUGAUGAUGUUUGCUAUACUAUUCACUUUACCUUUAAAUAUAGUCAGCGCCCUUUAAGAAUAUAGCUAGUGAGCCUUUUUUUCCAAGAACAGAAAGGCUGACCUCCCUCGACGGAGGUACAGUCACGGGAUUGAAUAUUGACCUAUUUUUGAUCCUACAGGCCAGCCAGUCCUUUUGAACUCUAGGGAGCCGAUAGCAAUGAGGGUUGGCCAUGUUUCUAAUGCUCUAAUGGCCAAUGACACGGG